Messenger RNA from Patiria miniata (bat star), 1659 nucleotides. RefSeq lists its product as uncharacterized. The record is from RefSeq and is a predicted model, not a curated record. The coding region runs from base 267 to 1424 and encodes 385 amino acids. The transcript is spliced from 6 exons. NCBI's taxonomy places the organism in Eukaryota, Metazoa, Echinodermata, Asteroidea, Valvatida, Asterinidae.
UUUGGGUUAUUGGUGAACGCCCAAAGUGCCUUUUGAUAACGUCACGGAAAUGUUGACUGCAUGGGUAUACGCAAUAUCUCGCACUGGCGUUUAGGUGCAUGUGAAACGUGGACAUUUUUCUUCCAAAGUUGUUGCUUUCGCGGAACAUAGAAAUGAGUACAGAUCCUCGCGUGUGGAAGGCCAUUUCUUGGGGGAAUUGUUAAUCGCUGUUCGUUAAGGUUUAGUGGAGAAUCGGAAGUUAACGUGUACCGAGCAGUAUUUUCAAGAUGAGUGGCACUGAAGCAGCAACUGGCCCGAUGAUGGUCGAUGCAGUGACACCAUCUGCGGCGGGUGACGCUGGCGGCAGUGGUACCGAUGUCAACAUCAUCAUCACGGUAGCUGCCUGCAUCGGUGGACUGUUCCUUGUCGUUCUAAUAAUCUUCAUCAUCUUUGUCAUAUACUUCUAUAGAAAACAGCUUAAAGAUGACGAACUCGACAAGAAAAAUCCAUCACUCAGAGCAGACCGUCUAGACUGGAAGCAGCAUUCGCUGGCCCACCAGUUUGGCGACAUCAAUGACGUCGACGUGAUGUUGUGGACGGAUCGGGGCCGCAAGGCCAACGACGAGACAGACAACCCCGCUUUCGGCAAAGACUUUGAGCCCCUUGAUGUGAACAACUUGAGGCGUUUUGACCUCACAGAUGACGAAGCCGGGUCAGCACAGGAGACGGAAAGCACUGGCGACAUGGUGGAGAUCAACUUGGACGAGGAAGAUGAGGAGGACAACCCAGGAGCCCCCGAUACCCCCGGAGGCACCAAGCAGAUCUCCAUCCUGGAUAUGAACACGUGGGGCCAGCCCGGUACCUCCCGCCACAACUCGGUGCGAAGCGUGCGCGGCCUGGGCCCGCCGCCGUCAUUCGAGCCCAGAUCACCCGAUGCCAGGUCGCAGGGGGGAGGGUCCCUUCGCUCGCAGAACGGCAGUCCGUUCCCGUACGCGUCCUACGAACCCGAGAUCACACCUCGUCAGCAAACACUGGCGCCCGGAUCCCAGAGGGGACUUCCCUUUACCGUCUCCAACCCGUCGAACGACCCCCGGUUUCAGUACACGCGCACCAACCCACUCAUGGCUGAAGCUGUAGGCAGGAGUACCAACGACAAGUUUCCUUUCUCUGCGGGAGAGGCGGCGGGGUAUUCCUCCCACGUGGAGCGCGACUUCGGUGGAACCGAAGACAUCACGAGCGUGGAGUUCGAUCGGUCGAGCAAUCUGAGGGGUUCGCGCCGAAACCAGUCCGUGGUGGAUUUCUACGAGAGCGGGACUCGAACCACCGGUUCCAGCUUCAGUCUGGCUCUCGAGGGAAGUGGUUCGAUUGGCAAGAACUUGCUCUGGCAAAAUAAAAGUUUCGGUGGUAUCACUGGUAUGAUGGGUAUGGGUAAUAAUACUAAGUAGGUAAUUGAUCUUUGAAUGAAAAUUGGUCCCGUGCUAUUUUCGAUUUCCACCCCGAAAAAUAGACUUUUUAGAGAAUAAUUGGUUUUCUAGUAAUACAUUUACAAAACUGAUUCAUUUUUAUGUCGCCUGAACGAAGUUUUGGGAGACACUAACUAGUCCUAAAUUCUGUAUGACCAUAGACCCGUAGACCUGCAGACAGGUAUGUUAAAGUUUUGAAAAAAAUGAAUAACUUCUA